AUGGGCUGGGGCAAUGUUCUGGCUACACAGAGUCGACUCGAUGACAGCUUCAAAUUACACGUCAAAUGUUCGGAGCAUUACAAGCGUUCAGUUGGAAAUCCUCACCAUCGAACUGGCGACGGGUGUGCAAAGGCUUCGAACCAUUCUGCUCGCACAGGAGACGGUCCUACAGCGCUUGUGUUGCUUGAUCAAGCCCUCGAGAUCUUCAACCUUGAGACAUACCCCAGGCCAGGAGCUUCCAGAGCUCACUACAAGAAUGGUAAUGUCAUGAAGCAGAUUGAUCAGCAAGAGGAAGCCAAAAAGGAAAUGGGCACGGCUUUUGACAUCUUCAACAGUUUCGUUCCUUCUGAAGACCGUGCUGGAAGCAUCGAUGAGGUGGAUGAUGAGGACUUUGAUCAUUGGAUUAUGUUUUGGUCUCGAUAA
Messenger RNA from Penicillium vulpinum, 423 nucleotides. Its product is annotated as Tetratricopeptide-like helical. The transcript is spliced from 2 exons. The coding region runs from base 1 to 423 and encodes 140 amino acids. The record is from RefSeq and is a predicted model, not a curated record. Gene Ontology annotation, molecular function: protein binding. Lineage: Eukaryota; Fungi; Ascomycota; Eurotiomycetes; Eurotiales; Aspergillaceae.